This is a messenger RNA of Elaeis guineensis (African oil palm), 2515 nucleotides long. Its product is annotated as transmembrane 9 superfamily member 7. Gene Ontology annotation, biological process: protein localization to membrane. Lineage: Eukaryota; Viridiplantae; Streptophyta; Magnoliopsida; Arecales; Arecaceae. Gene Ontology annotation, cellular component: membrane. The record is from RefSeq and is a predicted model, not a curated record.
ACUUAAUCUAGUAAUCCCGUUGUUUCCUUCUUAUCGCUCUUGCUUUCUUCUUGGUCGCCUGUAUCCGUCGUCUCUGCGGGUCUCCCUCCCCGCCCGGCGCUCAAGAUGGAGAACCUGGGCGACAUCGCCACGUUCCUUCUCUUUCUCCUCUCGUGCCUUCUCGUCUCGCCGCCAACCCACGCCUUCUACCUCCCCGGUGUCGCUCCUCGCGAUUUCCAGAAGGAUGAUGAACUUCAGGUGAAAGUAAAUAAACUUUCGUCUACAAAGACACAACUUCCAUAUGAUUAUUACUUCUUGGAUUAUUGUAAGCCUUCCAAGAUUAUGAACAAUGCUGAAAAUUUGGGGGAGGUCCUUCGUGGUGACCGCAUUGAGAAUUCUGUCUAUGUGUUUAAAAUGAGAAGGGAUGAGACUUGCAAAGUAGCUUGCCGCACAAAACUUGGUCAAGAAGCUGCAAAAAACUUCAAGGAGAAGAUUGAUGAUGAAUACCGAGUGAACAUGAUCUUGGAUAAUCUUCCUGUUGCAGUUCCUAGACAAAGAAGGGAUGGAAGUCAAGCACCAAGUUAUGAACAUGGUUUUCGUGUUGGUUAUAAGCUCAAAGAUGAUCGUUAUUACAUAAAUAACCACCUGACUUUCAAAGUCAUGUACCAUAAAGAUCCUGAAAGUGAGGAUGCUCGUAUUGUAGGUUUUGAAGUAAUUCCAAGCAGUAUAAAACAUGAAUACAAGGAGUGGGAUGAUAAUAAUCCUAAAUUAUCAACAUGCAGUCCAAGCAUUAAAAUAACUCCAGGUAGUCAUAGUCCCCAGGAAGUCGCUGCAGAUACAUACGUUGUAUUCACAUAUGAAGUUACCUUCCAGACCAGCCAAAUUAAGUGGGCAUCUCGUUGGGACACUUACCUUCUAAUGAAUGAUGAUCAAAUACAUUGGUUUUCGAUUAUCAAUUCUUUAAUGAUAGUUCUCUUUCUGUCGGGCAUGGUGGCCAUGAUCAUGUUGAGAACCCUUUACAGAGAUAUAGCUAACUAUAACCAGUUGGAGACUCAGGAUGAAGCUCAGGAAGAAUCUGGAUGGAAAUUAGUCCAUGGUGAUGUCUUUAGGCCACCCAUUAACUCCAGGCUGCUUUGUGUCUAUGUGGGAACAGGCGUACAGUUCUUUGGGAUGACCUUGGUUACUAUGAUAUUUGCAUUGCUAGGCUUCCUUUCCCCUUCCAACCGAGGGGGUCUAAUGACUGCUAUGGUUCUUUUGUGGGUUUUUAUGGGUCUAUUUGCCGGAUACUCCUCAGCUCGCCUUUAUAAAAUGUUUAAAGGUACAGAGUGGAAGAAGAUUACACUGAAAACUGCAUUCAUGUUCCCAGGUAUUGUCUUUGCCGUCUUCUUUGUUCUGAAUGCUUUAAUCUGGGGGGAGAAGUCAUCUGGCGCAGUUCCUUUUGGGACCAUGUUUGCUUUGGUGUUCCUCUGGUUUGGUAUAUCAGUGCCAUUGGUUUUUGUUGGUAGCUACCUAGGUUUCAAGAAGCCAGCCAUUGAGGGUCCGGUAAAGACCAACAAGAUUCCUAGACAAAUUCCUGAGCAAGCGUGGUACAUGCAACCGGCAUUUUCUAUUCUGAUCGGAGGCAUUCUUCCAUUUGGUGCCGUCUUCAUUGAGCUCUUCUUCAUCCUGACUUCCAUAUGGCUGAACCAGUUCUACUACAUUUUUGGCUUCCUCUUCAUAGUCUUCAUCAUUCUCAUCAUAACAUGUGCUGAGAUAACUAUCGUACUUUGCUACUUCCAGCUGUGCAGUGAGGACUACCAUUGGUGGUGGAGGGCAUAUUGGACUGCAGGUUCUUCAGCACUCUACCUUUUUGCAUAUGCUGUCUUCUAUUUCUUCACCAAGUUGGAGAUAACCAAGGUGGUUUCAGGUAUCCUUUACUUUGGGUAUAUGUUGAUUGUGUCUUAUGCUUUCUUCGUGUUAACGGGGACAAUCGGCUUCUACGCCUGUUUCUGGUUUGUCCGCAAGAUAUAUUCAUCUGUGAAAAUAGACUGAUGGUAUGAUGCCAGAGUAGAGCUUCCGUCUGGUCCAGUAAGCAUUCGGAAACACACGUGCAUCUGAGAGAUGUUUCGAGGGGAAAGUAAAGAGAGCAUCAUCUCAUGUUUGCAGAUUAAAAUGCCCUUCUAGUGGACACAAGGUAGCAUGUUAUUAUAUCUAUUUGAUUUAGAGUUGGACUCUUUUCUGGACUAUUACUUGUAUGGAUUUAUACACGUUUGCAAGCAUAGAAAGAUGUGUAUAAAAAACUUUAGAAAAUGUGGGUACCUUUGGCCAUGCAUGUCAAAUAAGCAUCUCUCAAAUUCCCCCCAACCCAACCCAAAAUAAAAAGCGUUAUAUACAUUUCAGGGGCAUUUUGAAGUUGUAUGAGUCUCAACAAAGAUCGAUUCAAACUUGGCUCUUCCAGGUUAUUACGCGUGAUGUUUUCGUGUCCAUGUAACUUUAACGGUUAGCCUUGGGUGUUCCCAAAGAGCAACCAACAAAAGGCAGGCAAGAAAUUAGGACA